Mercenaria mercenaria is the source of this 2700-nucleotide messenger RNA. Its product is annotated as beclin 1-associated autophagy-related key regulator-like. Gene Ontology annotation, biological process: autophagosome assembly; cellular response to starvation; mitophagy. Bases 34 to 1425 code for a protein of 463 amino acids. NCBI's taxonomy places the organism in Eukaryota, Metazoa, Mollusca, Bivalvia, Venerida, Veneridae. Gene Ontology annotation, cellular component: autophagosome; phosphatidylinositol 3-kinase complex, class III; extrinsic component of omegasome membrane. The record is from RefSeq and is a predicted model, not a curated record. The transcript has 9 exons.
AAACAAAUAUGUACAUGACGUAAUUUUUGUGUUAUGGAAGAAAUCAGCUGUUCAGACAAUACAGCACCUUUAGAAUUUAACUUAGAUACUCUAAUCGAAAGUAAAGAGGGCCUUCAAGUUGCCUUUGAACGAUGUCCCCUAUGUUCUGAGUCUAAAAGGCCAUUUCAUUGUACAAAAUGUGUGGCAAAUGGAAAGUUUAUUCAUUCAAAUGCAACUUACCCAGAUAGUUAUGAAUCGUUGCACAGAAAAUGGGACAGGACCAAGAGAGAAAGAGAUCAUGUGUUAGAAAGGUUCAAAAAAGAGACAGCUUGGCUACAAAGGCAAGAUGAGAAGAGAGCAACUAUAGAUCAGUGUAAACGUAACAUUGAACUGCUGAAACUGUCAUUGGCAGCAACCAAGGAUAUGAAAGAGAAAGAAAAGUAUGCCUUUGAAAGAAUUCGGAAAGAAAACCAAAUGCGCUAUGCAAAGGGGAAGAAGCAUAAAGAGAAGAAGAGGCUAAUUGUUGAAUAUAUAGAGAAAGUUGCAGAUACAAUUGAAAAGAAGAAAGAGAAGCUAGAUGCUCGGCAUGGGGAAUUGAUGGAACUCAGGCAAAAGCACAUAAAUGAUCUCAUUACAUAUAUAUUUCCUGUGUCAGAGGUGAAAAAUAAAGGUGACAGUAUGACGAUGGGUGCUAGUGAUGAUUUACGUGAGGCUUUGCAUGAUGCCAGUCAUAUGGCGUAUGUCAGGGGUCGUUGGAUCUACUCCAGUAGUCAGUACAGAAUUGUUGAACCUGCAUUGCCUUCACAUGGAGAAUACUCUCAAUACAAUCUCAUGGUUGCCCGUACUCGUGAAGAUGGGAGUACAGAGGCGUGUGCUCCUGGUAACCCAGGUAACAGCAUCAUUGCUGGACUGUGUUACACCUCACAACUGGUGUCUGUAGUUGCCCAUAUACUGAAUGUUAGUCUUCCAAAACGACAGUGUUACAGUGAUUUUUGUCUACAAGACUUGCCAGAGAAACAAUUUAAUGCAGCUGUAGCCCGGCUCAACAAGAAUGUUCUAUACCUGUGCUUCUCCCAGGGUGUGGAUACAGAGAAUAUAGAACCAAAACACACCCUGCAUAACGUGCUGCUGCUUUUAAGGCAUCAGCAGCUAGGAAGGGUUGGAUCAUUUGAUGUUAUACAAGACAUGAUGGACUCGGUAGAGGAUUCAAAUGGCCAAUCAGAAGAGAGUGACGAUGACCUUCCGGUUAGUCAUGAUGAACCAGAUAGUACAGAAUGGGAACGGGUUCCAGGCCCAGACAGUAUUCCUGUUCCCAUUCAGCAGGAAGCCUCAUCAAUGCAAAUAGGCUAUAUGUCGCAAGAUAUGUCAGACUCAACGCUCACUGCCAGUGGUGUGAUUUCCUCUGCAUAUAACACCGUCAGUUCAUUCUUCGCAUUCAGAAGAUGACAAAAUAUGUGUAUUUUAGACAACAUGUUUAUAAAUUAGAAAUGUGUUAACUGAAUGACAUAUUUAUAGAUUAAAGACACUAAUCAGUAAUUUUUCAGGUUGUCUUGUAGUUGUGCCUAUGUUUGUUGUUGUUGUUAUUUUUAAUAUAAAUGUGGUACUGUAUUCAUUUUAAAACAUGUUUUUAUGUACAUAUUUAAUAUGACAUUUUUAACUAGCUGUUUAAAAUCUUUAUAUUUAUUCUGCAUUACUUACAUGCAGGUGUUACAUACAGGUAUAGUCUGUUUCAAAAAUGGCAUUAACCUGAGAAUAGUAAAAUGGUGUUCAUAUUAGCAAACAUUAAGGGUAUUUGAAUAGUGUUAAAAUAAAAUAUAUGAUAUUUCAUAUAUCUGUAAAAAUCAGCUAUUCUACUGUCUGCACUGCCUGCAUGCUCAACCUGUUUAUCAGUAUCUUUUAUCACUUAUAGCUAUGUGUACAACCUUUCCUGAAUCAGACUAUAUAAUAUAUAAGUCUCAUGUUAUCCAUUGCAAUCAUCUUGAUAUUUAUUCUAUAAAUAGAUUUGUCAUUUGUUACAUGUACUUUAUAGCAUUUGGAUGAAAUUGGUUCUUAUCACAACAGCAUUUAUAUAGCUUAAAGCAUUUUAGACUUGUUUUCUAUUUUAAAUUUAUGUAAAGCAUUUAAUGCUUUUUCAUUGUUUAAUUUGAUGUGCUUUAUUCAAGGACUUAAAAGUCUUGCUUAGAGCAGUCUGCUGUUGCAUUAAUUUGGAUAAAUGUUAAGUGAAUUUGCUUGGGGAAGUAUUUAUUAAUUAUUUAGCUUUGAAGGGCUAUAUUUCAUUGGCUUAACAGAAUUUUUUGGCUUCAAUUAGAAGCUUUUACUGCAUUUUAACUUGUAUAAGCACAACAUCUUCAAGGUGAAAUAAUGUGACUGCUCACUGUCCAUCAUCUCUCAAUUAGCUUCUGUGAAUAACAUCUGCUCUAAAACCAUUUAAUUUAAGUUGAUGAAACUUGGCAUGGAUGUUUCUGAGAUUAUCCUCUACCUAAACUGUUUGUACAAAUCCAUGACCCUCUACCAAGAUUGUUCAAAGUGUUUAUAUUCAUCCAAAAACAUGGCCACUAGGGGGAAUUGUCGCUUUUUCCUAUUUGUAUAUAGUGGAAACUUAGAUGUUAGAAAGUGCUUGCCAGCAUUUAAGAUAAUUUUGCACAACUGUUUCUUUUGUGAAACACUGUUGAAAAACAGCAUCUCCUAAACCAUUACAAAGAAAACUUCCUCGGAUGUCAA